AUGUCUCUAUCCAUCGUUGCAGACGGCGCAAAGCCGAGCCCCUCGGGAAUCAAAGUCAUUGUCGUGGGUGCUGGAUUUGGAGGCCUCACUGCAGCCAUAGAAUGCGUUCGCCAAGGACAUUCAGUUAGCAUCUACGAGUCCUUUCCCGAACUGAAGUCCCUCGGUGAUAUAAUAUCGUUCGGGUCCAAUGCGGGCCGUAUAUUUAAUCGGGUAUGUGGACGCAAUCCAAUCGAUCCAGCCUGGAAUAAGCAGCCCCUGAGAAAGUAUCUCAAUGUGUUUCCAACAAUCCCCCAAUCCCGUGUAUAUGAACUAGCUCGUGUUUCCUCUUUUUCCCAUCUUUUACAUCCAGGGAUUCCCUCCAGGAGGUUCAAGUGUGACAAGCUAACAUCGCUUCCACCAAUUAAGUGGUCAGAUGGAAAGGUUGCAGCCGCAAUGCGUGCUGUAAGUAUCGACCUCCGCCAAUACGGCUUCAAAAUCCACAAGUACGAUACUGGGGAGGUCGUGGCACACCAAAAGAACCAUGACCAGGACCCACUGGCUCCCACGUUUAACGGCCACAGAGGCGAAUUGCAUGGAAUCGUGUUUAACCAUGCUAAAGAGCUAGGUAUUCCAAUCCACUUGGGGCGCAAGGCAGUUAGGUAUUUCGAGAAUGAAAAAGAGGCAGGAAUCGAGUUGGAUAAUGGGGAAAUUGUCACAGCCGAUAUGGUGGUAGGCUCAGAUGGUGUGCGCUCCAUAGCAAGAACACUUGUUCUAGGCUAUGAGGACAAGCCCAAAAGUAGCGGUUAUGCCGUGUACAGGGCAUGGUUCUCCAAUAAAGAUAUGAUCGCCGAUCCCCGCACCGCUGACUUCUGCAACAACGGUGACACCUUCAAUGGCUGGAUUGGACCAGAUGUCCACUUCCUGUUCAGCACUAUCAAGAAUGGCUCUGACUGCUGCUGGGUGCUCACCCACCGUGACGACCAUGACAUUGACGAGUCGUGGUCUUUCCCCGGAAAGCUCGAGGACGUGUACAAAGUGCUGGAAGGGUGGGAUCCGAUGUGCCGUGCUAUUGUCGAAAAGACACCGUCGGUUGUGGACUGGAAGUUAGUGUACCGGGACCCACUGCCCACCUGGGUAUCAAAACAAGGACGCAUUGCGCUGCUGGGUGAUGCAGCACAUCCAUUUUUGCCAACAAGUGCACAGGGGGCAACACAAGCAGUUGAAGACGGUGUUACAUUGGCGAUCACAUUGAAGAGGGCCGGUAAAGCGAACGUUCCAGCCGCCGUGAGGACAUAUCAAGAGAUUCGAUAUGAUCGCGUCAAGGCAGUACAGAAAACAGGAGAAACGACAAGAGAUAUGUGGCAUAAGACAGAUUGGGACAAGGUGAAGAAAGACCCAAAGAGUAUUCAAUUCCCGCGAGAAGAUUGGAUCUUAAAGCUUGAUGCUGAAAGGCAUGCAGAGGAGGUUUUUGAGGAGACUUUUCAGAAAUGCCUCACGAGCGGCAAACAGAAUGGAACAGUUGCGCCUGCGGCGCUUUGA
Molecule: messenger RNA, 1518 nt
Organism: Venustampulla echinocandica
Lineage: Eukaryota; Fungi; Ascomycota; Leotiomycetes; Helotiales; Pleuroascaceae
Product: Fad binding protein
Exons: 4
Coding region: 1-1518 (505 amino acids)
Biological process (GO): secondary metabolite biosynthetic process
Molecular function (GO): monooxygenase activity; FAD binding
Source: RefSeq, a predicted model, not a curated record